Molecule: messenger RNA, 342 nt
Organism: Rhizophagus irregularis DAOM 181602=DAOM 197198
Lineage: Eukaryota; Fungi; Glomeromycota; Glomeromycetes; Glomerales; Glomeraceae
Source: RefSeq, a predicted model, not a curated record
AUGGGCUGCCGUCGAUCAAAAACAUCCCAAAAAAAAUCACAAGCGCGCUUUAAGGUCUUGAAAGCUGCUCGUAAAUCACAACUUCGUCAACUUGAGGAUCAAGUUCAAACGUUUCAGUCUGAAAAUGAUUCCUUACAAGCUGAAAAUAAUUCCUUACAAGAAGAAGUUGCAAUUUUGACAAAAUUUGGGGUUUUACAGUCCGUACAAAUCCAUCAACAAGUAGAAGAAGCGCAAUCUAAUAAUGAACUGUGGGCUAUCGCCCAAAAAGAAUGUUGGGAGGCCCAGAAAAAGGUUAUUCAACAAGAUAAAGAAAUUGUCAGCUUAAAGGGUGAAGUAAAAUAA